This is a messenger RNA of Trichoderma gamsii, 246 nucleotides long. RefSeq lists its product as hypothetical. The transcript has a single exon. NCBI's taxonomy places the organism in Eukaryota, Fungi, Ascomycota, Sordariomycetes, Hypocreales, Hypocreaceae. The coding region runs from base 1 to 246 and encodes 81 amino acids. The record is from RefSeq and is a predicted model, not a curated record.
AUGCGACUAACACGCGCCAUUUCUCUCACCAACUUCAUGGUCGCCACCUCCGCGCUCGGCUUCCAAGUGUUUGUGCUGUACCCCUGGCACAAAGAGCUGGACGCCGGCUUCGAAGACCUCAAGAAGGAACAUCUCAAGGUCCUCGAUGUAGUCGGAAAGAGCAUCUCGGAACAGCAGCGAAAGACUUUUACCAACAAGUUCAACGAGCUGAAGCAGGAAAGCGCUCGACGAUGGUGGUGGAUGUAA